This is a messenger RNA of Pygoscelis adeliae (Adelie penguin), 2140 nucleotides long. RefSeq names its product transmembrane protein 194A (gene NEMP1). The coding region runs from base 1 to 1218 and encodes 405 amino acids. The record is from RefSeq and is a predicted model, not a curated record. The transcript has 10 exons. Lineage: Eukaryota; Metazoa; Chordata; Aves; Sphenisciformes; Spheniscidae. Gene Ontology annotation, cellular component: nuclear envelope.
AUGGCCAGGCCCCACCCAGCCUAUGCCAGGGAGUCGGUCAUCCCGCUCCAUGAGGGCCAAGCGUACAAUCGCUCCGAUUCUCAUCACUUCUGCUACACCAACACGCACAUCCCACAAUGGCACGACAUAUGGACCAGGAUGCAGAUCCGGGUCAACAGCAGCAGGAUGAUCCGAGUCACCCAGGUGGACAGCGAGGAGGAGCUAGAGGAGUUCAACAUGUGGAACGUCAUUUUCUCCUUCCUAAAGGAGAAGCUCAACGACACCAGCAUCUACGUGGAUCUCUACAGCAACAAAACCUGCCUGAAGGUUGAGCUGCUGGAGGCUAACACCACGUACUGCAUCGUCCUCUUCCGACGCUUUGACCCUAAACUGUUCCUGGUUUUCUUUCUGGGCCUGUUGUUGUUCUUCUGUGGGGACAUGCUGAGCAGAAGCCAACUCUUCUACUACUCAGCUGGGAUUAGUUUUGGCUUGCUGGCCUCGCUGCUCAUCCUUGUCUACAUGAUGUCCAAGGUCAUGCCCAAGAAAAAUCCUGUUUAUUUCCUGCUGGUAGGAGGCUGGUCGUUUUCCCUGUACCUGCUUCAGCUGAUCUUCAAGAACCUACGGGAGAUCUGCAAGUCCUACUGGCAGUACCUCCUAGGCUACCUGCUGCUCGUGGGCUUCGUGAGCUUCGGCGUGUGCUACAGGUAUGGCCCGCUGGAGAACGAGCGCAGCAUCAACCUUCUCUCCUGGGCCCUGCAGCUCCUGGGCUUGCUGCUGAUGUACUCAGGCAUCCAGAUCCAUCCCAUUGCCUUGGCCUUGGUGGUCAUCGCUGUCUGCACCAAGAACCUGGACUACCCCAUGCAGUGGGUCUUCGCUGCCUACAGGAGAGUACAGAGUGCCAGGCUCGGGCCGAGCCCACCUCGCCUGCUGACAGAGGAGGAGUACCGGGUCCAGGGUGAGGUGGAGACGCGCAAGGCCCUCGAGGAGCUUCGAAGCUACUGCAGAAGCCCAGAUUUCUCUGCCUGGACUGCAGUCUCCCGCAUCCAGUCUCCCAAGAGGUUUGCUGACUUUGUGGGUGGCGCCUGUCAUGUCACCCCCAACGAGGUCUCUGUCCAUGAGCAGGAGUACGGCCUGGGCGGCAUCUUCCUUGAGGACCAGCUCUUUGAGGAGGAGGAGGAUGACGACUCCUUUAACAGGAGUCACAUGAGUUACUUCCACAACCACCUGGAUGCUGAUUGAGGUGCCUGUGAGGGUGAUGUGCACGAGAGGAACUUUGGACCUGUCCCACCAGUACCUGCGUGCUCAGCAUCUGCCUGCUGCCAGGCUGCUGUGGGGAGGGAGCGGGCAGCAGGUGACCUGCUCCUCCUCUUCCUGCUGUUACCAAAGAUGCCAGAGGGCUCCAGAUGGUUGGGCUGUGCCUCUGCCUUGGCUUAAGUCCCGUGUGGAUACCAAAAACCCCAGCGCCUCCCUGGCGGAGACGCAGCUUGGCUGGCCCAUCCGUGUGCAUGUUGCAGAGCUCGGGAGAAGGCAGGCUUGAAGUCUGCUUAGUGCCCCAGGGGCUUCCCCCGCUCCCCCCGGCUGCUGUGAUGUGGUGGAGGCCACACUCAGCCUCCCUCUCCCUGCGCCUCUGCCAGGCAGUCUCUGGGCUGAGGAUGAGUGUGGAUGUGCUUCCUCCUCCCUGGCAGUUAGGCGCUGGCAGCUCCCUGUCCCCUUGAAGCUGGUGUCCUGCUGUAACAUGGGACCCAUCCCCACCGUGUUCCUCUUCUGGCUGGUGCGGGCAGGGGAUGGCCCUGCCUGUGUUCCCACUCCCCGUGCUGGGGAGGGGGCUCUGCUCCCUGGCAGCCAGCUCAGCACCACAGGUCCUUGGCCUUGUCGAAGCACAAAGCUGGAAGGAACGCCCCAAUCUAUGCAACUUUCUAAGCAAUAAAGCUGCCCUCCGGCAGCCUUCUUGCCCCGUGGCUGCUCUGCUGCCCAGGGCCUGGGCUCCCGCAGCCCGGCCUGUACCUCCCCUGUGUCACUGCCGGAGCUUUUGCUGUUAGUUUGUUUCUGUCCCAGGUUUACUCCCCUGCCCUUGCUGCGCUUUCCUCCCUGCUCUAGUGCAAGCAGCCUCUGUUACUGUGUCCCUCUGUCCCCUCUGUGGUUAACGACUGAUUAUAUUUUU